UACAUUUCAAACUCUCACUUCCUCCAUGAUUUAGAGUGAGCUCUGGCCACAACUACUGCCAUUCACCUUCUUCACCUCAUCUGUGUCCGCCGUCGGAAUCCAACUCUUCAUCCUCACACCUCAGGAGCCAGAGGCCCAUCCCCAGCCACAGCUCACAGGUCACCAUGUCUAGGAAGGUGGUCAGGUCCAGCAAGUUCCGUCAUGUCUUUGGCCAGGCGGUAAAGGCGGAUCAGUGCUAUGAUGACAUCAGGAUCUCCCAGAUGACUUGGGACAGCAACUUCUGUUCUGUCAACCCCAAGUUUGUGGCCAUGAUUGUGGAUGCCAGCGGUGGAGGAGCUUUUAUUGUCCUACCCCUGAACAAGACUGGUCGCAUUGACAUGUCCUCACCCACUGUCUGUGGUCACACUGGACCUGUUUUAGACAUCGAGUUUUGCCCACACAAUGACAACAUCAUUGCCAGUGGCUCUGAAGACUGUAGUGUCAUGAUCUGGGAGAUUCCAGAUGGGGGUCUGGUCUCACCUCUGAAGGAUCCCGUGGUCAAGUUGGACGGCCACUCUAAACGUGUGGGCAUCCUCAGCUGGCAUCCCACUGCCCAUAAUGUGCUAAUGAGCGCAGGGUGUGAUAAUGUGAUUAUUCUGUGGAACGUGGCCCGUGGAGAAUCAGUGUUGCGCAUUGAUUCGCACAGUGAUCAGAUCUACAGUGCUUCCUGGAACAGAAACGGUUCUCAGAUCGUCACCGCCUGCAAGGAUAAGAAACUACGCGUCUUUGACCCUCGCGAGGGCACGGUCAUCUGUGAGAAGGACAAACCUCAUGAAGGCUCCAGGCCGAUUAAAGCUGUCUUUGUGUCUGAUGGGAAGAUCCUGACCACUGGUUUCAGCCGCAUGAGCGAGCGGCAGGUUGCCCUGUGGGACCCUUUGAACUUUGGGGAAGCUAUGACUCUGCAGGAGCUAGACACCAGCAGUGGAGUGCUGUUACCGUUUUUUGACCCAGACACCGGCAUCGUUUACCUUUGUGGAAAGGGUGACAGCAGCAUCAGAUACUUUGAGGUCACAGAUGAGGCCCCAUACGUUCACUAUCUCUCCAUGUACAGCAGUAAAGAGAGUCAGAAGGGCAUGGGCUACAUGCCUAAAAGAGGCUUGGAGGUCAACAAGUGUGAGAUUGCAAGGUUCUAUAAACUCCAUGAAAGAAAGUGUGAGCCUAUUGUGAUGACCGUGCCUCGUAAAUCUGACUUGUUUCAAGAGGAUCUUUACCCUGAUACGAUUGGUCCGGAGCCAUCGGUGGAGGCAGAUGAAUGGUUUGAUGGUAAAGAUGGAGAACCAAUCCUGAUAUCGUUGAAAGAUGGUUUCGUAGCAACCACCAAGAAUAAAGAGUUUAAAGUGAUCAAGAGCUUGAUGAGCACCACAUCAUCUUCCUUAAGCAACCGACAGUCUGACAGUGCGGCCUUGCAGAAUGAGGUGAAGAAACUGAGAGAGAUGGUCGAGGACUUGACCAAGCGAGUGAGCGAACUGGAAAGCAAGUAGCUGAUGAGAGAGAUGGGUGCAAGGUGAUGAGACAUGAAUGCGAAAUGCAGAUGGAUGUGUAAAAGAUUUGUGUAUAAUGAAAUAAUAAAAUACGUUCAUGGAAACAAGAUAAAUAGAAAUAUGGGAAAUGUUUUCAGAGGAUAAAAAUUGUGUUGCCCACAUUCAGGGAUUUUGUUAGUUAAAAAUAUUCUUUAAUGUGAUCAGAUUUGUUUAAAGCUCAUUUUAAAAUGUAUGUUUUAUAGAAUUUGAAAUAAAUAUCUGGUAUUUUAACUUA
Triplophysa dalaica is the source of this 1794-nucleotide messenger RNA. It is a transcript of the gene coro1a, whose product is annotated as coronin, actin binding protein, 1A. The coding region runs from base 165 to 1520 and encodes 451 amino acids. The record is from RefSeq and is a predicted model, not a curated record. Gene Ontology annotation, biological process: cell migration; actin filament organization. The transcript is spliced from 11 exons. Gene Ontology annotation, molecular function: actin filament binding. Lineage: Eukaryota; Metazoa; Chordata; Actinopteri; Cypriniformes; Nemacheilidae.